Molecule: messenger RNA, 661 nt
Organism: Vigna umbellata (rice bean)
Lineage: Eukaryota; Viridiplantae; Streptophyta; Magnoliopsida; Fabales; Fabaceae
Source: RefSeq, a predicted model, not a curated record
ACCAUCUGAUAAAUUCAAUCAUGAACAAGACAUUUCAUAUGUAGUAGCACUACAACUUAACAAAUUCUACCUAUAACCCUGUUGUGUGUAUUAAUCAUAAAUCUUUUUUCAUACCCUAUAACUAUAAGUCUAUAUAAUCUGUCUCUACCCACUCAUUCAUUCAUCUGAAUUGAAAAUGUAUUCCAGAGCUGCACCGCCACACAUGCUAGUGUUAGCAAUAACAUUGGUGUUGGUUAUGCAUGCAAAGGGGGAGUCAGCUCAAGAGAAACAGAAAUGUGCAGAAUCACUGACAGGGGUUGCAACGUGUCUGCCAUAUUUGGGUGGUGAGGCAAAAGCACCAACAGCAGAUUGUUGCAGUGGUCUCACACAAGCCUUGAAGAGCAACAAGAAGUGCAUCUGCGUUAUUCUCAAAGACAGGGAUGAUCCUGACCUUGGCUUGAAGAUUAAUAUUACAAUUGCUGUUGGUCUCCCCUCUCUUUGCAAAACACCUGAUAAUCUCUCCCAGUGUCCUGCACUUCUGCACUUGGAUCCUAAAUCACGUGAAGCCCAAGCUUUUAAUCAAAAGGGUCAGAACUCCAAUGGUGACUCUGCCAGUCCUUCUCCCAGUCCCUCUGGUAGUGAUCCUUUCAAAGAAAUAUUCGUUUUUGGAUAUUACUUUUGA